CGCCCGUCUGUCAGGGUUGCCCUUACGUCAUUUCCGCCCCGCGGCGUAGGUCUCAGUGUGUGUGGCGCUGGGAGCGGUUAGUGGCGCCGUGGGGCGCUGUGCGCGUGAGGGCAGGGCGGCGGGGGAGCCUGGGGUGACAGGGCCGCAGAGCCAGGGGCCUGGUAGCAGCUCAGUAGGUCCCGUCCCGGGUCCCUGCCCUCCUAGUCUGUGCCUGGGCCAUGUGGGCCGCCGCCCCGCUGCUGGGCUGAGAGCUGCGCCCCACAGGCCCUGACCCGACCGCCCACUGCUCGCGCCCUGGGCGCAGGGCCUGGGAGAGCGCUGGAGACGGUGUAAGGCCCGAGCUGGAUGGCAAAGCAGGUUCCCCCUGUAACUGGGUCAGGAGGCACCUGGGUGGUGACCUGGACCACGUCGCAGUGUUGCCGGCUCUUCUGAUUUUCAGUGCGAGUCUUGCAAUAAUUGGGGGUAGUUCUUAAAGCCCCAGCUCCUGGAGUCCUGUGACUAUGUGAGAAUCUUUCAUUUUUAAAAAGCACCAUGUCCCAGAAGCAGCGGGAUCUGCUGGAACUGGGGCGGCUUGAAUACUUGCAAGCGCUGGUCACCGAGUUCCAGGUAACAGAGAGUCCAGAAGCCAAGGAGCAAGUACUGGCUAAUCUAGCCAACUUCGCCUACGAUCCCAAGAACUACGAAUAUCUCCGACAGCUUCAAGUCCUUGACCUGUUCCUAGAUAUGCUCACAGAGGAUAAUGAGACCCUUGUGGAGUUUGCAAUUGGUGGUCUUUGUAACCUCUGUCUUGAUAAGACAAACAAGGACUAUAUUUUGGAGGCAGAUGGGGUGGCACCUGUAAUAAACUGCUUAUCCAGCUCAAAUGAGGAGACAGUGAUGUCGGCAGUGACUACUCUGAUGUACUUGACCACGCCACAGUCUCGCCAGCAGACCACGGCACUCCCGGUGGUGGAGUGCAUGUUACGUUUCUCCCUCUCAGCUAACAGGAGGCUAAGCAACCUGGCAAGGGUCUUCCUUGAGGAUUAUUGUUCUCCUGUGCAGGUGGAGGAGGCCAGGAACCUGAGCAAACAUACAGCUGUAGGGAUCCCGCUCCCAAAGGAUUGAUGUUGUGCAGAGCAGAGGGAGUAGCUUGAGACUGUUAUUGCGUGAGAAGAGAGAUUCUUGAUUUCAUCUUUAGAGCCCCCUCCACCUGCAGGACUGGUGAAACUAGUGAAAGACAUUGCUAAAAUUCUGCCUCAGUUUGAAAGGGACAGGUGGGGAGCCGGGACAUGGGUCCAGAAGUCAGGAUUAGCAGCUAAACUGUUGUUAAUACAAAACAUAUUAUGGCUGUUAGAGAGCAGGCCAAGCAACUCCUGAACCAUCAUCCAAAUAACCAUUUCUGAUGUUACCCUUCCCAGUGUGGUUGUCAGGUAACUUAAACCCAACACAAUUCUUUUGCAUCACCUUCGCCGUAGCUGCAACUAUUGCUGCCUGUCUUCUCAAAGGUUAUAGCUUUGAAAUAUGUUUAAAUUAUAUGGUCUUUAUUUCUCAAUAGGAGAGAACACUCCUCCUUCCCCCUACAAUUUGCAGUCUGAUCACAUACCUCAGGACUAAGUAUGAGCCAGCAUCCUCAUACCACAGGCACCUGGCCAGUUAAUUAGGAUAUAGGACUAGCCCUACUGAUGUUAAAUAUCAAUAGGAAUAAUAUAUUCACCACAACAUAGCUGUUGGGAAAGAUGCAGAUUAAGAUUUAAAAGGGAGUACUAACAGCAGACUUCAGCUCAGAAGGACAACUGGUCUUGUGGUAGCUUUUGUAAAACUUCCUCUUAAGUUCUUUUUAAGUUAAUGUUUUAUUAAGUGUAAACCGUUCUGGAUCAGACAUUCACCGACUACAGCAUUUGCAACCUAAAUCUUAGCAGCUCAUAUUAAUGCAGGAGAACCAGGAAGUGAAACUAUCUACUUUCAUUAUGAGCCAAGUAGGGUAAAAAGUGGAAGGGUGCUGAUCAGCCAAUCUGGCUCAGUAUGUGAGAUUAUUAAAAUGGUUAAACUGUUGAAAACAAGAUUUCCUUUCCUAACAUGAUGGUGUCCCUCAUACUUACAGCUUCAGGUACUUGAGUGAAUGGGCAGAGAGCAGAGUGCUUUCAUGGAGUUUUACAGCCCUACUUCCUCUUUCUAAUUUCUUCAUCCUCCCUUCCUGCCAACCCAAAACAUGCUACCUAGCAUUAUAAGCAGCUGCUCAUCUCUUGUCAAGUUUCUCCCUCCAAACGUCAUUAAUGACUCUCCAUAAAGAUUCAGUAAUUUAAUUGCAACUACAUUUCAGAAAUAGUCUUAAGAAAAUACAGAUCUUAAAAAAAUAAGCUUUGUAUCUUUGGCCCUUAAAACUGCCCCUACCCAAGUCAGUGCACUUUCUUUAAAUGGGAUUUCGUUGCCAGUUCCCAACUUAUCAGUUCCCAUUGGCAGUGAGACUAGCAUAGCAUUCUUUUUCCACAUUGCUUCUGCGUUUGCUUUCCACUAUCCCCCUCCAGUCAUCGGCCCACGACUGCAGCCGCCUGCGUGGGGUCUGAAGCUCUAGAUGCUUGUUAUGGCAGCAAGUGAACAAGAUGUGUUCCCAGCUUGGCUUAGGCUCCGCACCUGAGAAGAGCCAGAAUGGAAAGCUGAAGUUAGCUGUUCUUUUCUCCAAACAACAGUAAAUCAUCUGCUGUGAAAUCUCCACCUCAAGUUUCCCAAACCUUUAAUGGUGUCUUUGUCAUCAACCAGGAGGUCAGCUGACACAACGGUUUUAUCCCCAGUCAGAAUCAGUCGCUCCACAAACUUAGGACCCAAGUAUUUUUCCACCCAGCUGUACUGUUAGGGGAGGAAGUAGAGCAUUAGAAGAAUUUUACUUAGCAGCAAGUUUGACUAUUUAUAGUAUAAUGAUCUCAUGCUACAGGCCCAAAUCUCUUCUAGGAGUGUUAUGAACCCUGCAGUUGGGCCGUGGUGCGGGCCACUAAAAGGACUGGUGUGAACUGUACUUUCAGUGCCCUUCACUCAUGACUGCAUUGGGUACCAUGAAGUUACACUGGCAUAAAGCAGCAUGAGAGGAAGUCAACCUAGGGCGUAUACCAGGCCCUUCAUUAUCUAACCCCUCUCUCCCUACAUUUCUGCCUGGCAGUGAUCAUCUCUCAAUUUAGUCAGGAUUUUCUCAGAGGAGGAGCCUCUGGCAUGCAGUCCCCUCCCGGUGCAGUGCAUCAGAAACCCCUUGGUUGCCUCUGGAGUAUGCAAUGAGUCAAGGCAGCGUCUACUUGACCAUAUUGCAUCUGUUCUUUUACCCUCCCCCAUUCUUCCCAUGCCAUUUCUUGCAACUGUGGGUAUGAGUUGCUGAAAGUUGUUGUUUGUUUGUCUGGUUUGGUUUUUAAGUUUUAUAUUCUGGCUUCCAUUGCGUAAGACUCAGAUGCCUUGCAAAAGGCAUGACACAGUACUGCUCCUGGCCUUUUAUACUUCCUCUCAGUCUGAAAAGCUGCCACUCAGAUGGAGUAUUUUUGCAUGCUGGGCCCUGCAGACUUCACAGGCUGCAGCUUGGUUUUGUUCACAUUGGUGUGGUACUUGGGCAUGUACUAACAGUUGAAAGAGGCUGGAUUCUGCAAUAGCAGUCUUAAAGCGAGGGUAGGGGGAGAUCUCCAACCUUCUCCAGGAUGCAGUGCUCAUACUUCAUCAGGGGGCUCGUGCAAAUAAAAACUUCAGUGCUAAAAAGAAACAGCCCUGAUUAGUAGUCAUCAAACAUGGAGAAUAGAAAAGAGCUGUGUACUGCAAAGUGUCCUUACUCCUGCAUAUGGAUCAUUUCCUGCAUGGCUUCAAUGGCUCCUGGAAUCGGCUCCAACCCCAGAAAGAAGCCAGGUGACUCAUAGACACUGGCUACCUUAGCCUGGAAGAGAGAUGAGGAGAAUUAGCAAUUUUUUUUA
This is a messenger RNA of Chelonia mydas (Green sea turtle), 3917 nucleotides long. RefSeq names its product armadillo repeat containing 7 (gene ARMC7). Lineage: Eukaryota; Metazoa; Chordata; Testudines; Cheloniidae. The record is from RefSeq and is a predicted model, not a curated record. The coding region runs from base 532 to 1104 and encodes 190 amino acids. Gene Ontology annotation, molecular function: protein binding. The transcript is spliced from 4 exons.